GAAAGUACUGUCGCAAUGCAUGGGCUCCUCACGACUUGGCUUUUUCUGUUGGCGGCCUUUUUGGGCCAGACAUGGGGUUAUUCGUACCUGAUGGUGAGCCAUACUGCAUCGAAAUCUCAUCAUGCAGUUGGUUUUGCGUUGGCCAAAGGUCUGGCUGCUGCCGGUCAUGAAGUCACUUUGAUAUCACCAUUUCCCCAGAAGAAGCCUGUUAAGAACCUAAUCGAUGUGGACACGCCGAAUAUUAUCACCGCAAUGGGAGUUCAUAAGGCGCGGAUUCUGGAAAAUGCCAAGAAGUCGGUGAUUUGGCGGUAUCCAAUAAUACAUGCAAUGGGAUUGGAUUUGACCAGUGCACUUUUUAAGGCUCCGGCAGUGCAGGAGUUACUCGCUCAAAAUCGAACCUUCGAUGGAGUCAUCUGCGAGGUCUUCAUGAACGAUGCCCACUACGGUUUUGCCGAACACUUUGGAGCUCCAUUAAUCACAUUCAGCAGUUUGGGAGCCACUGGAGGGACUUCUGAUCUGGUGGGCACUCCAUCGCCAGCCUCGUAUGUGCCACAUAGUUUACUGCGGUUCAGCGAUCGCAUGAACUUUUGGGAGCGAGCCCAGAACUUGGGAUUCCAGGUCUACGAAUUUAUCUACCAGAAUUUGGUUAAUCUACCCAGACAUGAGGUGCUGUAUAAGAAAUAUUUUCCCAACAACAAACAGGACUUUUAUGAAAUGCGCAGGAAUACUGCCUUGGUGCUUCUAAACAAUCAUGUUUCACUUAGCAAUCCGCGUCCCUAUUCUCCAAAUAUGAUCGAAGUUGGCGGUAUGCAUGUGAAUCGAAAGGCCCCAAAGCCCCUGCCCAAGAAAAUCCGGGAAUUCAUCGAGGGUGCCGAGCAUGGUGUUAUCUAUUUCUCAUUGGGCUCCAAUCUGAACAGUAAGGAUUUACCAAAGCAGAAGCGUAAGGCUAUUGUGGAGACUUUAAGGAGUCUCAAGUACCGAGUACUUUGGAAAUACGAGGAGGAAACUUUCGAGGACAAGCCCGAAAAUGUUUUUGUAUCCAAGUGGUUCCCCCAGGAUGAUAUCUUGGCUCACGAAAAAGUGAUUGCCUUUAUAACUCACGGCGGACUUUUGAGCACCAUGGAAUCGAUUUACCAUGGCAAACCCGUCGUGGGAAUUCCCUUCUUUGGCGAUCAAUUUAUGAAUAUGGCGAGAGCCGAGCAAUCGGGCUAUGGAAUCACUGUCAAAUACGCCCAACUAACUGCUUCUCUAUUCCGAUCCGCCAUCGAUCGGGUUACCAGUGAUCCCAGCUAUCGAGAACGAGCCAAGGUCAUGUCCAAUCAAUUUAGGGAUCAAAAGGAGACGCCACUGGAGCGCGCCGUUUACUGGGUGGAGCAUGUGACUCGGCAAAAGGGAGCCAAGUACCUGAGAAGUGCCUGUCAGGAUCUGAACUUUAUUCAGUACUUCAAUCUGGAUGUCCUGGCCACAUUCUUUUCCGUCCUUAGCCUAGUUCUUAUUUCUGCAUUCCUUACACUUCGAUUUGUAGUAAAUAAAGUAAGGAGCAGUCUUUCAAGGCCAAAGAGUUUAAAAAAGAAAACUAACUAAGUUAAGAUUAUAAUA
Messenger RNA from Drosophila subpulchrella, 1599 nucleotides. It is a transcript of the gene Ugt302E1, whose product is annotated as UDP-glucosyltransferase 2. The transcript has 2 exons. The coding region runs from base 16 to 1584 and encodes 522 amino acids. The record is from RefSeq and is a predicted model, not a curated record. NCBI's taxonomy places the organism in Eukaryota, Metazoa, Arthropoda, Insecta, Diptera, Drosophilidae. Gene Ontology annotation, molecular function: UDP-glycosyltransferase activity.